Molecule: messenger RNA, 1549 nt
Organism: Toxotes jaculatrix (banded archerfish)
Lineage: Eukaryota; Metazoa; Chordata; Actinopteri; Toxotidae
Gene: nyx
Product: nyctalopin
Exons: 4
Coding region: 1-1443 (480 amino acids)
Cellular component (GO): plasma membrane
Molecular function (GO): protein binding
Source: RefSeq, a predicted model, not a curated record
AUGACUGUCAUCACUUUCACUGUCUCGGUGCUGUGCCUGCUGCCUCAGGCGGUGCUGGCGCGGUGGGCGUGUGUUCGGGCGUGUCCGGCGUCCUGCUCCUGCACUCAGGAGAGGAGCUGCAGUGUGCUGUGCGACCGCUCCGGCCUGGCUGAGCUGCCCAAAGAGUUUCCCUGCGAGGCCUCUGCCAUCAACCUGGACAAGAACAGACUCAAGUUCCUGUCAGAAAGGGCCUUCGGUACUCUGCCGUCCCUCAAGUCUCUGUCUCUGGACCACAACAACAUCUCCUUCAUCACUCCUGGAGCCUUCAAGGGCCUCUCCAACCUGGUGGAGCUGAAAAUGGCGCACAACGAGUACAUCAGCUACCUUCAUACACGAACGUUCACGGGGCUGAAGAAGCUGGUGCGUCUGGACCUGUCCGACUGUAACCUCUUCAACAUCCCCGACCGAAUCUUCAUUGAGCAAAUGGCGCUGAAGGAGCUGCUCUGCUUCCAGAACAACUUCAGGAGGAUCCCCGGAGCCAUCAGGGGCAUGGAGAACCUGACCCACAUCUACCUGGAGAGGAACAAGAUCGAGGCGGUGGCCUACAACUCCCUGCUGGGCCUGGGGAGUCUCAAGUACCUGAAUCUCCAGGAGAACCGUAUUAACGUGAUCCAUGACCAGGCCUUCCAGGACCUGGUGCGGCUAGAGAACUUCUACCUCAAUGACAACCUGCUGUCUGAUCUGCCCCGGCUCGCCUUCAAGGGCCUCAGCCGCCUCAAGAUGCUCAACCUCGGAGGAAACCAGCUGACUAACGUGUCCAAGACCUGGUUCAGUGACCUGGUGGAGCUGGAGAUCCUGUACCUGGACAGGAACCAGCUGCUAUACAUCGAGGAAGGCACCUUUGAGAACCUGACCAGCCUAAUCACGCUGCACCUGAACAGCAACAACCUCACCACCCUUCCCUUCCCUGUUUUCCAGCCCAUCUACUUCCUGGGUCGACUCUACCUCUUCAGAAACCCCUGGGAGUGCGACUGCUCCCUCGAGUGGCUGAAGGACUGGAUGGAAAACUACAAGCUGGUGCGGGACAUCCCCUGUGCCUCACCUUCUUCGGUGGCGGGACUGGAUCUCAGUGAGGUGGUCUUUGCUAAGGUGAACAGCACCUGUGUGGACCCUGCGGAGUUGAACCUCACCACGGCCUCUUCAGAUCUCGCCUCCACCACGGAGAACCGCUUCAACAGCCUCAUAUCCAAGCUGCUCCAGCAGGAGCUCAGAGAGGAGAUGGGGAACAGCACAGAGAGCCUCCGCAAUGGAACCCUGAUGGAGCUGGACGAGGGGCAGCUCUCUGCGGGGGUCAGAGGUCAACAGGCCCUGACAGGCCAAUUACUUCUCUGCUUCGUUGUAGCGUGGUUCAUCUGUGGUUUGAUUGGUCCGUCAGAUGUCAGUGUCUGUCUUUAUAGCACAUGAAAACUGUGGAAACGGGGAAACAGGGAGUCGCAGUUCACACUGCCAAUGAGAUAAAAGAUGUGUGUAUGUUUCCAGGUGAGAACCAGGGAACAUGUGGUCACAGGUG